CAGCAAACAUUACAAUGUCUCGUGGAUGGAGGAAAGCAGCUGAGCACGUGCCUGUCUCCCUUCAGCAUAGACCGUUUCAGCUGGUGCAGCAUAUGAAGGAUGUUGAGACUAAAGCGUUAUCAAUCACAGCUGAUUAUAUCACGCGUCUGGACGAGAUUUCAUUCAUUGUCAGAUCAGGUGCGAAAGUAUACCCGAUUUGUCUUGGAACGGAAGCGACAAUGCCAUCAUGUGAGUGCAGACCCUAUGGAAGACCCAUAUGCCCUGUAAGCAUUUUGCAGCAAUAUUUCGUCAUUUUGAUGACGUGUCGUUUUCUUCGCUGUGCAAUAUCUACACUGCAAACCCUAUUUUCAACCUGGACGGUGACCUCUUCAACAAAUCUGAUAACACUCUUCCGUGUUUCCUAAAUGAAGAUAACUCCAUGGAAGCAGUAGGAGAGGUAGAACAAACAUGAGGAUAAGCUACACUUCGAACAUCCAUCCUCUUCGCUAUUAACAGGAAUAGAGGCAAGUUCAAAAAAAGUUCGAGAACUGCUAAGCAAAAUUCACAAUCUCGGUUUCCUGAUCCAGUCAAAAGAAUGUCUUGAGGGUGUAAGGGAAAAAUUGAGUAGCGUAGUGGAACAGAUGACAGAAGCAUAUCCAAAGAGUGGUGGACUUUUGUUGGAGAAGACUGAAAUUAAUAGGACUGGUAUGACUGAACUUCCGAAGCGCAAAAGACGCAAACAGGGUGUCACCAAGACAGAAACGUCGUUUGUCGAUGAUGAAAGUUUUAAGGAGAACCCGUCCGAAUAUGCUAUACCAGCUAAAAAGAGAGGUAAACGAGCGAAACUGUCUUUGAGUACUAGAGGAAAGAAAAGGCCGGCGACUGAAAUCACAGAGAAUGAGUCAGGAAAAUGUGAAAGGGACAGAACAGGCAAAAAAGUGAAAUGGGAUGAUAACUUUAAGAAUGAAAACGAAUUUAACUUUGAUAUCGACUCUCAGAAAGCCAAGAACGCGGUAGAAAAAAUAUGGGCUUUGCCAGAUGGCACUGACUACAUAGCGGGAAAGGUCCAUAACGUAAACAUAGCAUACAAUUACAUUCGUUAUUGGAUAUUGGUGAAUGGCUGACAGAUCAGGUCAUAGACGGUUAUAUGGCCCAUCUAAGCCAAGCUGCGAUCGACAAGGGUCAAAUAAAGAUCAAGCAUGAACUUUGUUCAACUAUGACUAGCAACAUGAAUGAUUCCCAUAAGCCGAAAAAUAAUAACGU
This is a messenger RNA of Dreissena polymorpha, 1242 nucleotides long. RefSeq lists its product as uncharacterized. The transcript is spliced from 6 exons. The record is from RefSeq and is a predicted model, not a curated record. NCBI's taxonomy places the organism in Eukaryota, Metazoa, Mollusca, Bivalvia, Myida, Dreissenidae. The coding region runs from base 621 to 1103 and encodes 160 amino acids.